Manduca sexta (tobacco hornworm) is the source of this 1264-nucleotide messenger RNA. Its product is annotated as aldo-keto reductase AKR2E4. The record is from RefSeq and is a predicted model, not a curated record. Lineage: Eukaryota; Metazoa; Arthropoda; Insecta; Lepidoptera; Sphingidae. Gene Ontology annotation, molecular function: aldose reductase (NADPH) activity. Bases 203 to 1228 code for a protein of 341 amino acids. The transcript has 7 exons. Gene Ontology annotation, cellular component: cytosol.
GUCUAAGUAUACAAGAAAUUUAUUCUGUCAAUCCUGAUUAAUAGUUGCGUAAAGCUCCUCGUUAGACAUGCCCAGCAGUGGGAAAAUAACUCGGGGAUGAUUAAGGGAAGCUCGGUACGAAAGCGAGUGUAGUUGAGUGACCUCAUGGACGGUGAGACGGCCGGCGUUUUCAUAGUGAUUCACUCACGUAGUGGAUGGAGCGAUGUUUGGUCGCGCUGCCUUGCUGUUCACCAUCUUCUUUCAAAUGUGUUCCUGCGUGAAAGUGCCGACAAUACUCCUCAAUAAUGGGAGACACAUGCCCGCUAUAGCACUGGGCACGUAUCUUGGAUUUGGCGAGAGCGGAGUGGUGAUGUCCAAAGACAACGAGUUCCGCGACGUGGUGCUGAACGCCGUCGACAUCGGAUACCGACAUUUCGACACAGCUUCCAUAUACAGUACGGAGCGGGAGCUGGGCGAGGCUGUGCGGAUGAAGAUCGCAGACGGGCAGUACAAGAGAGAAGACUUCUUCAUAACUACUAAGUUAUGGAACACUCACCACAAGAGGGAGCAGGUCGCCUCGGCGCUGAGGGAGUCACUGGACCGCCUGGCGCUGAACUACGUCGACUUGUACCUCAUGCAUUGGCCUAUGGGCCUUAAUGUGGACCACACUUACUCCGAGGUGGACUUCAUGGAGACCUGGCGAGGGUUAGAAGACGUGUAUAAACUGGGACUGACAAAGGCCAUCGGCGUUUCCAAUUUCAAUCUCAAGCAGCUCAAAAGAGUCCUCGAGGAAGGGACCGUGAAGCCUGCUGCUAUUCAAAUAGAAAUACACCCAUUGAACGUCCAGAAGGAACUGGUGGAGUACGCUCAAGCCCAAAGUCUGGUGGUGAUGGGUUACUCUCCGUUCGGCUCGCUAGUGGCGCGGCACGGGCAGUGGUCGGCAGGCCCGAGGGUGAAUGACACCACGCUGGCCAGCAUAGCAGAAAAGUACGGCAAGACUGUGCCGCAAGUGGUGCUGCGGUGGGAGGUGGAAAGAAACAUAGUACCGUUGCCAAAGACGGUCAAACGCAAGCGACUCGAAGAAAAUAUCAACAUUUUCGAUUUCAAACUGGAGAAGGAGGAGGUCGACAAGAUUAGCGACUUCGAUUCCGGCACGCGGUACACGCUGCCCUCGUUUUGGCAAAACCACCCAUAUUACCCGUUUGAGAAGGUCGAUAAUCCUAUACCAGAUCCGUUUUUGUCCGCCUAAGUACCUUAGUAUUUAAUAUACGUAUUUUAACAAACU